Molecule: messenger RNA, 8145 nt
Organism: Argiope bruennichi
Lineage: Eukaryota; Metazoa; Arthropoda; Arachnida; Araneae; Araneidae
Product: nephrin-like
Exons: 23
Coding region: 654-4643 (1329 amino acids)
Biological process (GO): cell-cell adhesion
Cellular component (GO): cell-cell junction
Molecular function (GO): cell adhesion molecule binding
Source: RefSeq, a predicted model, not a curated record
ACGUUUAGGUUAAGAAUCAACAUCGGCUUUUUGUUUUCUUAUUAUUCGAAUAUCACUCACCGAAUUUAUCGUGUGAAAGGUUAGAUUUCAUAACACCACGGUUCUGGCCGGGCUUUAAUGGUUGAUUUAAAGACCAACAGAGGGCGCUGGGUAUCUAGCAUUGCGUCGCUGUGAAGUCAACUUCUCCGCAAGAUUAGUUCAGGGCCGCACGCAGAAGCGGCAAAGUGUUGAACCUCAGAACUGUGGCAACUGGCAACCCGGCGGUAACCCCCACCGUCAAGGAAUACAAGUGUGUUUGUGUGUUCUCUGUAAACAUCAAAUGUGUGAAAAAUCGAAACUAAAACUUGGCUUUGACCUUAUAAACAAGUCAAAAAGGCCACGGGAUUGAUAUAUAACUUUCCAAUUUUCUGUAUAAAAGAAGAUUGUGUUUUUCUCCCACCCCCCCAUCGGAUUGUAUACAUACUACAUAAGCAUAAUACAUAUAUAAAAAAAAAGAAUUCCGAAGUAUGAUUCUGCAUCACCGGGAACCGUAUUUAUAUUCGCUACUGUGUUAGUUUUUGUAGGAGGUGUGUGAGGAUUCUUCUCCAGUUAACUUCUUCAAUAAUUCUGUACCAAUUUUUCGAUUCGAUCUUCAUUAGAUUGAUGGAACUUUGAUGAUAUUUUUCUUCAAAAUGAAGAGAGCGUUUUCAUGGAAGUGUAUACUAAUCAUCGCAGUUUGCUGCGCCGGUGUUAAAGCAGGACAGCAGCAGUACUUCAGAGUGAAGCCACAAAACACAGCAGUGGUGGAAGGACAGACAGUAGAGCUGCAAUGCAGGAUAGGUAAUCAAGCAGGAAGUGUGCAAUGGAGUAAAGAUGGAUUCGUUUUGGGUUUCGACAGGAUGAUACCUGGUUAUCCUCGCUACUUUAUGGAAGGAAGCGGGGAAGACGGUGUGCAUGAUCUUAGGAUAGAGAAUGCUCAGUUAGAAGAUGAUGGGGAAUUUCAAUGCCAAGUGGGACCUUCUGGCUCAAAUAAAGCCAUUCGUGCUGAUGUUAAUCUUACCGUCCUAAUGCCUCCUUCAUCAAUAUCGAUUUCACAACAUCCUAAUGGUAGUAUUGUGGAGGUCAUGGAGGGCGAUACUUUAACGCUGAAAUGCGUGGUUGCUGGUGGUAAGCCUGCCGCUGGAAUAAGAUGGCACAGAAAAGGCGUGGAACUCAGGCCAGAUAAUGUUCAAUACAAUACUGAAAAAGUGGACGAACAUCGAGAAACUGCAAUCAGCACUAUUACUCUAACACCUACGCACGAUGACAAUAGAGCUUUGUACAGCUGCGAAGCAGGGCACAAGGCACUUAGUACCCCAAUGAUAUCAUAUAUAGAGCUCAGUGUGUUAUUUCCGCCUGGACCCCCAGAAAUCGAAGGGUAUCAAGAAGGCGAGACUGUCAGGAUGGGAGAUACAUUAACCUUGGCAUGUGUCUCACGUGGGGGCAACCCAUUGGCGAAAUUGGUUUGGUUUCGAAAUGACCAGCAAGUGGACGUCACGUACACCACAACGGGCAGGGAGUCCACAAACACUCUGACGUUUCAGGUGGAAUCCAGCGACAAUAAUGCCAUCUAUCGGUGCGAAGCGACCAAUUCUGUCAGCCCGAAACCCAUGGUUGCAAUGGUCAAGCUCACUGUUCAAUUCGCACCAAGCAAAGUUACCAUCAUGGGACCAAAAGAAGCCCAAGAAGGAGAUGCUGUGACUAUGGUGUGCAUGACGGAUCGCAGCAAUCCACCCGCUGAUGUGUCCUGGGUUGUAGAUGGCCGGCCUGUUCAAGCUGCCAGUAGCAGUGUUGCCGAUCCACGUGGAGGUUGGGUGACGACUUCUAAUGUAACAGUUACUAUCACUGGACACGAGAGAAAUAUGAAGAUGUUUUCUUGCUAUGCUGUUAAUCAAGCUUUGAGUGAAACCAUGGUUGAAACGGCAGUCGUUAGCGUUUUAUAUCCGCCCAAACCCCCAACCAUUCUAGGCUACACAGAAGGAACACCUAUAGAAACAGGGUCUACUCAACAAAUGUCUUGUGUAUCUCAAGGUGGAAACCCUCUUCCUACAUUGAAAUGGUUCAAGAAAGAUAAAGAGAUUGAAUCGACGACAACAACAAAUAAUAAUGUUGUUACUGCAGAAGUGUCGAUUACUGUUGAUGAUAAUGAUAAUGGAGUGGAAUUUAGAUGUGAAGCUUCCAAUUCAGCUUCAUUAUUACCCAUGGUUGCUACUACAAGACUUACAGUAUAUUUUCCACCUUCGGCGGUUAAUAUUAAAGUCAAACCACAGAGGCCUAAAGCGGGACAAAAAGUAACGUUGAUCUGCGAAUGCGCCAGCAGCAAUCCCCAGGCAGAUAUCACUUGGUGGAAGGACGGAUUCCUGAUCCAUGGCACGCCAGAUGGCAUUUUUGAUGCCCCAAAUGGUGGGCGAUCAACGAAGAACAUCCUGCAACUGAAUGUGACUUCCCAGGAUGAUGGUGCUGUUUACACAUGCCAAGCAACAAACCCGGAACUGAAACAGAGUGCUCACGAUGCUGUCACCAUCAACGUUUUAUAUAAACCCGAAUUCGAGACGAAACCCUUGCAACAAUACGAUGUGAUCGAGGGCGAAUCCACUACCAUCAAUAUCACUGCCAAGGGCAAUCCUUCAAAUAUAAAUUAUUCUUGGAGCAAGGCCAGCAGUUCCACGUCCCUUAUGCCCGCCGACUCUAACGAUGUCGCCGUCACCCCUGUCCUUUCGGCGGGGUCAUUAUUCAAUGUCACCAACGUGAGAAGAGAUCAGGCUGGACAAUACAGGCUGGAGGCUAGCAACGAGGAAGGCAGCAGCUUUGUGACAGUUGUGCUCAAUGUUUUAUAUGGUGCUUCCAUUUCCAUGGCAACCGAAUACGCCCUUGUGGAUCAGGGUUCCAACGCCUUCCUGGAGUGCCAAGUGGACGCGAAUCCCUUAAGCGAUGACGUCAUCCGAUGGCAAAGACCAAACUUUGACAUGAGCCGGACGAGGCAGAGCAUUGAGAACGGAAGAUCUUACCUCAUCAUCAACAACGUGACCAGGGAAGAUUCAGGGAUUUUCCUAUGCGUAGCCGACAACGGCAUCGGCAAUGAGGCCCAAAAGGCAUCCACCCUAGUGGUCAAACAUAAACCAGUGAUCGAAAGGACUGGUCCUCAUUCCAAAGCCGCUGGAAGUGAAGGGGAAGAAGUGAGAAUCAUUUGCCGAGCAACAGGUGCUCCUAAUGUGUCUUUCACUUGGUUUAGAGACGGCUCGACAAUACAGUCUUCUAAAAAAGUGUCCAAAUAUGAAAUUAAGAGCAAGCAUUUGGAUUUCAUUACUUAUGAAUCUACGCUUACUGUCAAAGACUUGAAAACUCAAGACUAUGGAGACUAUGAAUGUAUAGCUAAGAAUGAUUUAGGAUUUGAAAGUUUCAAGGUACCACUUGGGCGAAAAUCUGCACCAGACCCUCCAAUAUCGCUGAAUGUACUGAACGCCACCCACAAUGCAGUGAUACUGACAUGGACACCUGGCUUCGACGGCGGCAUAGAGCAGAUGUACCGCAUCCAAUAUCGUAAGGCCGGAUCGACCGGUGGUUAUACUGUGGUGGAUGUAGAUGGCCAGAACACCACCGUUUUCACAGUUGGAGGCCUCGAGCUGGGGACGGAAUAUGUAUUCGGAAUCAUGGCCCUCAAUAACUUGGGUGGAAGCGACUAUCUACAGGACGCUGCGUCCGCUGUCACUCUUAGCAAACCUCCACUUGGAGAGACAGAGAAAGUAGUGGAUCAGUCUUUAACACCGAAAGGCGACAUUCCCCGGAUCAUCAUCAUCACUGUAUCCGUGGUUGGAUCUUGUCUCCUGGUACUCAACAUCGUCCUGGUAGUGUGCUUCGUCAGGAAGCGCAGGAAGAAGAGACUAGAAGAAGGUAGGGCAUCUGGAGAUGAGGAUCAGGAUUUAUGUCUUUUCUCAAUGGUGCUUCAGAGGUUGGCAAAGAUUUGUCAGAAAAGUGACCACUCCAGCAGCAAGGCGGCCACCAUAGAGAUGUACGCUCCGAGCAGCUACAAUGAGGGUCUGAACGGAGAGAGUCUUAGCUGUAAUUCGGAAAAAAGUGACAACUACUCGGAUGGACAUAGCGCCGGGGGAUACUCGGAAGAACAGGUGAAAUCAGAAACAACGGCAUACAUUACAGCUCAUUCUGAUGGCGCAUAUAUCCCUGAUUCUUCCAUGCCUUACUAUUGCCCAUAUCCAUAUCCUGAUCAAGUAAACUUGGAUGACAGAUACGAUAGAAGUGGACCAGUGCCAAACAAACUUCUAUAUGGAACCGAAGAAGACUUCUACACCAACGCUUUGAGAAGAAAUGCGUACAACUUAAAGUUGGGUGACAGACCCGAUACUUAUGAAAAAGGCGUGUAUCCUCCUCCUCCUCCGGGCAGAACUGCAGCUAGUGGGGCAGAAGUGCACCAACCUCCUAGUUCAGAAGAACGUCACUACGUUCCUUACCCUUCGGGAGCUACUACCUCUAAGCCUUCGCCUGCACUUAGCACGUUUAAUCCUCAUUUACAGGGCUCGCCGCUCCACUCGACGCCUAAUCAGUGCAAUCACAUGCCCCCUGCAGAAGGGGUCAUUGUCCACAGCGAGAUGGACGGCCACUUGGUCUGACGAAGCACCGCCGUCUAGCUUGGCCAAGGGUGUGCCAAGUGCUUCUCGUUUCUAUGUAUUAAUCAAUACCAAAUGCAAAAGUCGGGCUGACUCUUUCUUUAGUCGCACUGGAUCAUCUCCAUCGAAAGUGGGAUUACAAAACCACAACUUACGAAACAGAACGUUCAAAACAGCUUCUCUUUUGUUACACUUUCAUACUUUUUGCUGUCUUCCCGCUUCAUUUCGGAGCCAGGUGGCCGAAACACCUGCCAAGAUGAUCUGCUGAAAUAUCAAAUACUGUUCACGUCUGGUUUUGUCGACCAAAAAAAUAAAAUAAACUGAUGAUGUGCCCGAUGCUUUCUUGUAUAUUCGUCACCUCGAUCGCAGAUGCAAAAGACAAAGUUCAUGCUUCGUCACAAACCGUUCACGUGUAGCAGAUGAACUUCCCGUUUAUCGGCUCUCCUGCGAACAGAAACUAUAUUGAAUACAUCAGCACACCCCUGAAGGAUUCUUCUGCCUACAAAGAGUGGAACUGCCCCUAUCUAUGAGGACAUAGCGUAUCACUGUGCGGAAUAGCCCUAUCCUGUGGAUGUAUAUCCUGCCGCUGAUGAGCUUUUAUUGAAAUGAUUUGUGGUGCUCAAGUUUUGUAUUCAUUGCUUCAAACGAACUUCUUUGUGUGCCUUAUCUUCAAGUGUUUUUACUCAUGGAAAUCAUUCAAUGACUAAAAGUAGCUCUCAAUGUGACUCUGGAAAGGAAAUGAUGUUACCCAUUGUGUCCUUCCACAUUGGAAAAGGGAAUCAUAAAAUGGGAGUUAAAUAUAAUUUCGACAUUGAAUAAAGUUAAGCAAUAAAUUGAGAAACAAAAGUUGCUACAACGGAGGUAGCUUGUUAACUAGUGUAGUUUUUAUGACACUGGCUGUAAUAUAAGUCAGCUGUUAAGGAAAAUUCUUAGUUUGAAUUCUCGUAUUCAUUAAACUGUGUAUUUGGAUUUGUAUUGAAAAUUUUCUUAACAUAGGAUUGCCUGUUGGGUCUUACAAAAAUUUCAAUAAAGCGUAUUUUUAUCGGAAAAUAAUUGAGGUAAACCAUCUUCUAAGUGUUCAAAUCAGAUAUUACUAUCAUGUACGACCGUAUGGUUCAGAUUACAGAAAGGUUGCUAUUUUUUUUUUCCUUCUCCUUAGACGACUUAAGUUUGUUUCCCUUGGCACUAAACAUUUGGUGCUUUUCAGAAUGUUUCCCGGUUAUAGACUUUCAUUUUUAAAAGAACGCGCGAAAAAAGCGGCAUUAUAAAUGCAAAAGACUGUCGAAGUUGUGUAUUAAAUUAUUGUUAUAUUUAUUUGAAUUUUAAUUGUGAACUGGCCAAGGUCAAGUAUGAAGAGCAUUCAUUUUUUUUUUCUGUUUUUGUAUUUAAACUGUUAUAUGUAAUAUGCUUUAAAAAAAGACAAAAAAAAUACCGUUGAUAUUUUAUAAGAGAUAAUUUAGUACUUAGUUAGCUCGUUAUUUUGGAGCUGAUCUCAUACGUGCGCUCCUUAAGUACUUAAAAGUUUAUAUUAAUUAUUAAAUAAAGAAUACUCUAAAUUUUCAGUAAAGCUUUAUUUUUUUCUCUUUAUUUUUUAUUAUAUUUUCAGAUAAUUUUUGAUUUAUUUUAUAAUAAUUUUAAAAUAUGGAAUGGUCUAAAAAUUUGAAGGGAUCGUCGGAUUCAAUGAAUCUUCUAGUUUCUUUCAUACUUAUUAUAAAGUAAUAAAUAAUUUAAAUCUUGCAUUAAUUGUUCAUUAACUUUUUAUAAAUCAUUAUUAAAGAUUUCUGUAAAAGUUUUUAAAGUACAGGUUAAAUCGUCAAAUUUCUUUUUUUUAAAAACAAAGAAUUUACAUUUAUUUUUGGCAUGUUCCUACCAGUACAUUCAUGUGAUUGGAUUUUUUUUUAAAUAAAAAAAAAGAAACGUUUAAAGUGAAUUGUAUUAUUUUGAAGCAAUUAUAGUUUUGUUGUUUUGUGUAAAUAAUCAUCAGUUUCAGAAAAAGAUGUAAAUUCACGCAGUGAAUAUUUCUCAUUUGUUUGUUACUUUUCUCUUGUAAGAUGGAGGAUAGAUGAAUGCCUUUGUUUUUCAUUAGCAUUUCUCUGUUCAUUUUUUCUCCUCUAUACUUUUUUUAUACUCGGUUUGUCUAUCGUUUCUAGUCGUACUGUUUAUUCACCAAAGACUGAUUAUUACCAUACCGAGCCUUAAAUUGUCAGUGCAUUUAUAUAUUUUUCUUUUUUUAGAUAUCUUUUAUGUUUUUUUUUAUUCAUUUACUUCUAAAUUUGAAUUAUUUUUCUAACAUUUAUUUGUAUGCUUUACAUUUUUUUUUGUUUCUUCAUCUUUACAGCCAAAUUUUAGAACAUAGAAAUGGGGAAAACAUUAAAUCAUUUUUUUUUAUUUAAUGCAACAUUUCAUUUCUUAAUUUUUAAAAUAUAAAUAUUGAUUUUAAGAUUGAGAUCGUCUUGACCAACUCUGCUUUAAUAAUAAUAAUUAAAAAAAAAGCAAAAACAUUCGGAAUUCUAUUUGUACAGCAAUUCAUAACUUUCUAUGUCCAAUUUUAUAUCUGCUGUACAUAUUGGCUGUGCUUGAAAAUUUUACUCACCUGGUACUGAUACACAUAAGGAAUCGAAUCUAUUAAAACCAAAAGAACAAACAAAUUUAAGGCAUAUUUCUAGUAGAAUUAUGCUCUGAAAUGUUAAUGCAUAUCCUUUACCGAAUAAAAACAUCAUACAGCUACUUUUAUCUUUCUUUAUUUAAUUCUUCAUAAUUUUUUUAUUAUAUUUGACACGUGAGCCAUUUACUGUCUUUUAACAUUGAAAAUUUAAUAAUAUAUAUUAAUUUUUAAAUUCAAGAUUUUAUGCUAUGAGAUUAUUGUGAGUAUGCAAAUUAAUGAUAGGACAGUAAAUUGGACCUUUGUCUUACAAGUACACUUUUUCUUAACUGUUUAAACAUCUUUUUUUUUUGUUUGAUAUUGUAUCAAGACAUCGUAACUGUGCAUACUUUGUUAAUAUUUUUUGUUUUGCCAUGUUGUUUCAUUAACUUUUAUAUACUCAUACAGUUUGCGAGUAUUGUCAUUAGGCUGUAGUCGACAGAUCUCUGUACGGUGCACAUUUCAAUGAAAUUCCUAACUGUACUAAACAAUUUGCAUCGAUCAAUCAAAUUUCUUAAUUAACCAAUAAAAUGGAAUUCGAAGAUAUUGGAAAUAUUCUAUUUUAGAGCAUUAAUGAAAUUUAAUGCUACUAAGAGUUCACACUGUACUCAAAACACAUUAAUAUAACAUUAGAUUGAUUUCAUUGAAACUGUGCAUGUACAGCAUUGUGAAUCUGACUCUCAUUACUUUUUGUUACAAUGCGAGGAUUCUUCUGCAUUGUACUUACGAAUCCUAGGCUAUUAAGUACCAUCUUUCAUAUUUGAUAUAAACAUGUGAAUAAACCUUAAAAAAUGUGGAACAUUUCGACAGAGCUCUGUGUAUGACUUUAUGAAUGAUAUGAAAUAAACUUGUAUAUAAAACUGA